Molecule: messenger RNA, 2442 nt
Organism: Carya illinoinensis
Lineage: Eukaryota; Viridiplantae; Streptophyta; Magnoliopsida; Fagales; Juglandaceae
Product: NAD-dependent malic enzyme 59 kDa isoform, mitochondrial
Exons: 19
Coding region: 332-2143 (603 amino acids)
Biological process (GO): malate metabolic process; pyruvate metabolic process
Cellular component (GO): mitochondrion
Molecular function (GO): malate dehydrogenase (decarboxylating) (NAD+) activity; NAD binding
Source: RefSeq, a predicted model, not a curated record
CAUUCAAUUCCCUCUUUCCUACUGCACAGUGCUCUCUCAGUGCACUGUGCACACGACCGAAGUGGUAUAGAUGCAAAAACUCGUCCUGAAAUUAAAUAAUAUAUAUAAAUAAGAAAUAAAAAGUCGCGUGCCUAUAAAAGGAGCCAGUGUGUGUUAGUUGAGAUCAGGCGUAGGUGCGUUCUGAUCUACCACGUACUGAAAUUUUCUCGGGAAAAUCUGCCGACAGAGAGGGAAACGAGGAGCAUAGUUGUUCGGGUUUGAACCUGUGCUCCCGACUUUGGGAGAUUAGUGGUAGUUUUAUUUUUGUUCUUUUGGCUUUUUAGAGCGUAGAAUGUGGAAGCUUGCUCGAAUCGCCGCGUCAAAUCUGAGCAGAUCGAGGAGGUUCUCGACGGCGAUUCCUGGUCCGUGUAUUGUUCACAAGCGUGGCGCUGAUAUUCUCCACGAUCCCUGGUUUAACAAGGAUACUGGAUUCCCUUUGACUGAAAGGGAUCGGCUAGGGCUUCGUGGCCUUCUUCCUCCUCGCGUGAUAUCAUUUGAGCACCAAUAUGCUCGUUUCAUGGAGUCAUAUCGGUCGUUAGAGAAAAAUACUCAUGGCCAAUCAGAUGGUAUUGUUUCCUUAGCAAAAUGGCGGAUCUUAAAUAGACUGCAUGAUAGGAAUGAGACUUUAUAUUACCGAGUCCUUAUCGAUAACAUCAAAAAUUUCGCUCCGAUAAUAUACACUCCUACGGUAGGAUUAGUAUGUCAGAAUUAUUCAGGGUUGUUUAGACGCCCACGAGGAAUGUAUUUCAGUGCAAAAGAUAAAGGAGAGAUGAUGUCGAUGAUCUAUAAUUGGCCAGCUCAACAGGUAGACAUGAUAGUCUUGACAGAUGGCAGUCGUAUCCUUGGCUUAGGUGACCUUGGAGUUCAGGGGAUUGGUAUCCCUAUUGGAAAACUUGAUAUGUAUGUUGCUGCUGCUGGCAUCAAUCCACAGAGAAUACUCCCGGUCAUGCUCGAUGUUGGCACUAACAAUCAAAGGCUUCUUGAAGAUCCUCUUUAUUUAGGACUUAGACAACCUAGGUUGGAAGGAGAAGAGUAUCUUUCAAUUGUUGAUGAAUUCAUGGAAGCUGUUUUCACACGUUGGCCCAAGGCUAUCGUACAGUUUGAGGAUUUUCAAAUGAAGUGGGCUUUUGAAACACUGCAACGAUAUCGUAAAAGGUUUUGCAUGUUCAAUGAUGACAUACAGGGGACUGCUGGAGUUGCACUUGCAGGACUAUUGGGAACUGUGAGAGCCCAAGGUCGACCAUUGUCUGACUUUGUGCACCAAAAGAUAGUUGUGGUGGGAGCUGGGAGUGCAGGGCUUGGUGUUCUUAACAUGGCUGUACAAGCUGCUUCAAGAAUGUCAGGAAAUAGCGAAACAGCGGCAAAAAAUCUGUUUUUCCUAGUUGAUAAAGAUGGCCUCAUCACAACAGAGAGGAAGGGGCUUGAUCCUGCUGCAGCACCAUUUGCCAAAGACCCAAGAGAGAUUCUGGGACUUACGGAGGGAGCUAGUCUAAGUGAAGUGGUAAAAAAGGUCAAGCCCCAUGUGCUUCUUGGUUUGUCUGGAGUUGGUGGUAUCUUUAAUGAGGAGGUGCUUAAGGCAAUGCGAGAAUCUGACUCAAGUAAACCUUCCAUUUUUGCAAUGUCAAAUCCCACAAAGAAUGCUGAAUGCACUGCUGCUGAAGCUUUUGUACAUGCUGGAGAAAAUAUAGUCUUUGCAAGUGGAAGCCCUUUUGAAAAUGUUGAUCUUGGGAAUGGAAAAGUUGGCCAUGUAAAUCAAGCAAAUAACAUGUACCUGUUUCCCGGGAUUGGUUUGGGAACACUUCUCUCAGGUGCUCACUUUAUAACAGAUGGAAUGUUACAAGCAGCUGCUGAAUGCCUUGCUUCUUACAUGACUGAUGAAGAAAUCCAACAGGGCAUCUUGUAUCCAUCUAUCAAUAGCAUUCGGGAUAUUACAGCCGAAGUUGGAGCUGCUGUUCUGCAAGCAGCUGUAGCAGAAGACCUGGCAGAAGGACACGGUGAUGUGGGGCCUAGAGAGCUAAAGCAAAUGUCCAAAGAGAAGAUAGUGGAAUAUGUCAGAAGCAGCAUGUGGUACCCUAUUUACAGCCCUCUUGUUCACGAGAAAUAAGGCUCUGAUUCUUGGAGGCGGUUUUCCUAUGGCUUGCAAUCUCAAGGUGCUGCACCCGAACAUCGGACUCUUGGUUUCUUUUCCUGAAUUCAUAAUUUAGAAGCUGGGUUUACAGAACAAGGGGUAAAGGAUGAAAACAGCAAUGAAACCCCCCCCCCCCAUUUCUGACAAAACCCAUUAGCUUGAUUUGCGCAUUCUUAAUUAAACUAAUAAGUUUUGUAUAGUUUCUUUGUUCUACAUUAUUAGGAAAUACUAUUCUUUGGCUUGACGAGUCCACAAAGUGCUUUUUUCUAAAUGCA